Molecule: messenger RNA, 618 nt
Organism: Sus scrofa (pig)
Lineage: Eukaryota; Metazoa; Chordata; Mammalia; Artiodactyla; Suidae
Gene: C14H22orf15
Product: chromosome 14 C22orf15 homolog
Source: RefSeq, a predicted model, not a curated record
AUGUUUGUCACCGUGAUGUUUGGAGCCGGCUGCUGGGAGCUGGUGAAUCCCUGGUGCAGCGUGGUGACCCUCACAGCCCAUCUGAGGCAGAAGGGCCAGGUUCCCCCAGAUGCGACCAUUGCUCUCCUGGCUGAGGAUGGGCACCUGGUGAACCUGGGUGAGGGACUGGAGGAGGGCCCUUCCCCAGCGUACUCCCUGGCCAGCGUCCUGCUGCAGGAGCGUGGGACCUAUGUCCUGGUGCAGAUCAUCAAGGAAGAGGCAGGGGCCCCUACCCGUUAUGAGUCCCUCCUGGAGAACCUGGAUGACUGGUGUCCAGAGCUGGCAGAGGAGCUGCGCUGGCUGUCAGGCCUGCCCCCUGUGGGUGAUGGCUGGAGGAGGCGUGCGGGCACUCGGCGCAGCCACCAGGAGCAAGGACCUCCAUCAAGACCCCGAAGGGUGGGCUCUCUGCAGUCCAGGACCCACUAGCUGGGGCUGGGAGCCAGGUAAGGAGACACGAACCCCUGGGAGGCUGCUCAUACCCAGAAGUGGGACCUCUUUCCAGGACACAGAUGUGUCUGCUGAGAGAUGGACACCAAUGCCAACCUCCCUCAGAGAGGCACGUAUGCCCACAUGAUGGCA